Messenger RNA from Racocetra persica, 1065 nucleotides. The record is from the annotation of a GenBank genome assembly. Lineage: Eukaryota; Fungi; Glomeromycota; Glomeromycetes; Diversisporales; Gigasporaceae.
AUGAGAGAAUAUGAACAGGGGAUUCGUACAAUAAUUGAAACUUACAUUAUCACAUCCAGUGAUAUAUUAGAAGUCAAAUAUAUCGACGUUGAGAUUAAUGUGAUUAAUGAGAUUAACGAAAUUAAUGGCGCUAAAGACAACCAAAUUUCGGAGCUAACCAAGGAAGUAGAAAGUCUCAAAAAAGAAAUCCAUAGAUUACAGCAAAAAUCGGCGCCUGAACAAUUCAUAAGUAACCAUCAUCAAUUUGAUCAAAGAGCAAAAGCUCUUGAACUUAGAAAUGCUAUAGGUAAAGUAAUAGACGAUGUGCUUGUAAAUCAGGAGCAUACAAGCCGUGCACCUGCAUUUAAUAAUCCACCAACUCGGUGGGCUUCCGGUUCAACUACAAAUACUGCCACCAUGGAAGUAAAUCCAUUAAAUCCAUUAAUUGAAUUGGAUGAAAAUAGUUCAAAGAGUAAUAAUAAUAGCACGAUCAAUCAUGUUCCAUCUCAUAUCAACCAUGCUCUCAGUCAUGAUCAAAUCAUCGAUUCUCAUCCACAAUUUACCGCUCAAGUUAGACCAUCAGAUGAUAAACAACUUAUUAGUGAUGCAACUUUAAGUCAUCAACAUCAUUUUCCAACUGCUAUAACUACUAUGUCUGAGGGAAAAGGUAAAUCUGACAAAACCGCUGCGAAAUAUACCGUUUUUAUAGCAUGGACUGGUUUAAUGACUCCGGAUGGAUUGAAGGCUUUAUUUGACAGUGACGAGGUCGAAGAGGUUCGAUUUUUACCAAAUAAACAAUUUGCCCAUGUGGAUUUAAAGACUGAGUCCGCUAAGAAUAAGGCUUUGAAACUUAACGGCGAGACAAAGUCACCGGAACAAGGAAAAUUACGAGUAGAAGAAGGAAAACCUCGUAAUAGCGGUACCACAGUAACUCGUAAAGACAUUUUGGACGGUACCCAAACUUGGCAAGAGUAUUCAAACAAGCAAGAUUAUUCAAGCAAGCAAGAUUAUUCAAGCAAUUCUCCACACCAAGGUACGAUUCCGAAUCAUGUUUUUACGAUGAUAUCAGAAAAUAAAAGUAAUUGA